This is a messenger RNA of Rotaria sp. Silwood1, 1392 nucleotides long. NCBI's taxonomy places the organism in Eukaryota, Metazoa, Rotifera, Eurotatoria, Philodinida, Philodinidae. The record is from the annotation of a GenBank genome assembly.
AUGGUCAAUGCACGUAACCAAUACUUCAACAGCACUGUUCCUCGAACAAAUCAACAGCAUCAACAACAAAAUGUUACGACAUCUUCUUCUGAACAUAAUCAUCUUAGCGUAACCAUCUCCAGAUCAACGUUUCCACCUUUUCGUAUAAACUUUACCGGUAAUAGUUGGCCGUCGGAAUUAUCAAUCAUUAAAGAUAUGAAUAAGCAUUUCCGCAUCGGUCUCUCUUAUGGUCGGUACUCAUCUAAUGGUAAUAAAAAAUGUUUUCUUAUUUAUGCAAAUACUAGUGAACAAUUCGAUCGAUUAAUGGAUAAAAUAUCAUGGCCAAUCCAGAUAUGCUCUUCUGAUUAUGAAAUUUCGUUUCCUGUUAAAGUACCAAUGGCAUACUCAAUUGUUGCUACUGGUGUUCCUGCACAGUGGGAUAUGAGUCUUUUUGAAUCGGAUAUUAAAAAGCAAUAUCCUACAAUAAUCAAAGUAGAACGACUCUAUGUUAAAGGUGGUAUUCCAAUAUCUAAAGUUAGAAUCGAUUUUUCAACAAAUCAAGAAGUAAAGAAAAUUAUACAAAGCAAGCGUCUACUACUUGAUGAUGAAAACACAUCGUUCAUGGUACAACCGUACUCUCCACCAACAAAAAUAUUACGAUGCUUUAACUGUCAAGUAUACAACGACCACAUUGCAGUUAAUUGUCCUUAUAAAGACAAACCUAAAUGUUUCCGCUGUGGAUCAAACCAUCCGUACAAUCCAAAUUGUCAAAAUGAUAUCUGUUGUGCUAAUUGUGGUCAAGGUCAUAUGGCAGGUAAUCCAAAUUGUCCAAUCAAAGUAGAAGAACGCAGAAAGCAACAGCAGCUGUCAAAGAAUAUGAUAUCGAACAAAAAUAUUAACUACAACAACAACAAAUUAUUUUUACAAGAAAAAUCUCGUGAAACUCAGAACGUAUGGUUUAAUAAUGCUGCUAAAGAAGCUUUACAAACACCAACUUAUACUACAAUUCAAAAUGAAAAAGCAACUGAACGUCCAGACUUGUUAGAUGAAAUGAAUAUGAAAUUGAAUCAAAUAGUUAACAGUCUAGACAAACUCGCACAAGAUCAAGCAAAAUUAAAUUCAAAUAUUUCAAAUGCAUACCAUUUGAUAAAGUCAUGUCAAAAUGACAUUGUUUUACUUAACAACUUUGUAAUGAAAGAUGUAUGUCCAUUUCUUAUAAAUUUAAGUAAUGCUGUAAUGAAUUUCGGAAAGAAGGAUCAAACAGAAAAAUUACAUCCAAAUAUUAAAAAGUUUAAACAACGGUAUGAAGAAACAAUGAAAACAAUAGAAAAGAAAUCAGAAGAUAAAAAUCAAAUAGAUGAUCCUAUACUAUAUAGAUCGUCCCCGAAUGAAUCCAACAGCAGCAGUAUUUAA